AUGUCUGCCACAACUACCCCAACCGCUCAGCAGGUUCUCAUCCCUGAGACUCUCUUGAAGAAGCGUAAGAGUCAAGCCAAGGAGAGAGAGGCACGAGCUGCAGAGACCGAGAAAGCCAAGAAGGCCAACAAGGAGAAGCGUGGUGUCAUCUUCAAGCGUGCCGAGAAGUACGUUAAGGAGUACCGCGAUGAAGAGCGUGAGAAGAUCCGUCUUGCUCGUGUCGCCAAGCUCUCUGGUUCUUUCUACAUCCCAGCCGAGCCCAAGUUGGUCUUCGUUAUCCGUAUUAAGGGUAUCAACAAGAUUGCACCAAAGCCUCGCAAGAUCCUCCAGCUCCUCCGUCUUCUUCAAAUCAACAACGGUGUCUUUGUCCGCAUGACCAAGGCUACCCUCGAGAUGCUUAAGGUUGUCGAGCCAUGGAUCGCCUAUGGUUACCCCAACCUUAAGACCGUCCGUGAGCUCGUCUACAAGCGUGGUUACGGUAAGGUCGACAAGCAACGUAUUGCUCUUACCGACAACUCUAUCAUUGAGACCAACCUCGGCAAGUACGGUAUCGUCUGUAUGGAGGAUUUGAUCCACGAGAUCUUCACUGUCGGCCCCAACUUCAAGCAAGCCGCCAACUUCCUCUGGCCAUUCAAGCUCAGCAACCCAACUGGUGGUUUCCGCCCAAGAAAGUUCAACCACUACGUUCUUGGUGGUGAUCUCGGUAACCGUGAGGAGAAGAUUAACGCUUUGGUUAGACAAAUGAACUAA
Messenger RNA from Sclerotinia borealis F-4128, 750 nucleotides. Lineage: Eukaryota; Fungi; Ascomycota; Leotiomycetes; Helotiales; Sclerotiniaceae. The record is from the annotation of a GenBank genome assembly.